AUAGUCGUUCCUUGCUACAACGAGGAGACCCGACUUCCACAGCAAGUUUUCCUGGACUUCGUCGACCAGGCAGCGAACAAGGACGUGCUGUUUACUUUCGUCAACGAUGGCAGCAGCGACGGAACUUUACGUGUUCUCCGAGAGCUCGCGGCAAAGCGACCGCAGAGAAUGUCCGUCUUCAACCUGGAGGUCAAUGGUGGCAAGGCGGAAGCCGUUCGCAAGGGCAUGCUUCACGUGCUGCUGUCGAGGAAUUUGACGAGGGAGGACGUGGUUGCCUUCUGGGACGCGGACCUGGCGACGCCGCUCGAGACGAUCCCUCGCUUCAUGCGCAAGUUGGAGGAGAACGAGAAGCUCGAGAUGGUCUUCGGCGCCCGAGUCGCUCUGCUCGGCAGGAACAUCCAGCGGCAGUUCACGCGCCAUUACCUCGGCCGUGUGUUCGCCACCCUCGCGUCCAUCGUGCUGAACCUUCGGAUCUACGACACGCAGUGCGGAGCGAAGAUGUUCCGAGCAACGGAAGACCUGCGAGACGCGCUGUCCUCUCCCUUCACUUCAGGCUGGAUCUUCGACGUCGAGCUCAUCGCCAGGUUCAUCUCGCUGCGAGGAGGAGGAGAAGGAGGAGGGCACAAGCCGCCAUGUGAGGAGGUGAUCUACGAGUAUCCGCUGGAAGAGUGGAGGGACGUGGCAGGCUCGAAGCUCGGCUUCCUCUCUAAGGUGAAGGCGCUCUACGGCUUG
Molecule: messenger RNA, 732 nt
Organism: Guillardia theta CCMP2712
Lineage: Eukaryota; Cryptophyceae; Pyrenomonadales; Geminigeraceae
Exons: 1
Source: RefSeq, a predicted model, not a curated record